Chrysemys picta bellii (western painted turtle) is the source of this 1733-nucleotide messenger RNA. RefSeq names its product thiol S-methyltransferase TMT1A-like. The record is from RefSeq and is a predicted model, not a curated record. Gene Ontology annotation, molecular function: S-adenosylmethionine-dependent methyltransferase activity. NCBI's taxonomy places the organism in Eukaryota, Metazoa, Chordata, Testudines, Emydidae.
UAGCCACAACAUUGAAAAUGAGACAGGGUUGCUUUAAGAGAGAGGGCGGAAACUGUUAUCCGAAACUUGCUAAACGUUAAGCUUUAGGGACUGCCAGCACGUUGCAUCAGUCAAGUUCCACACUGCAGGAUCCAGCCUAUAUCAGUUCAUCAUAUAACCAACCAGCUUCCAGACUGCCUCAGUUGUUCCUAACAGAGCAGUUAGUCUUUUUUGCUCAAGUUUCAGCCAGGACCUUUACACUGGAUUUUGAAAUUGGCUGUAGAAGCUGCCUACUAGAUCAGUACAAAGAGCAGAAAAUAACCCCAAGAGUGAAUAGAGCGGCUUCAUAGACUCACUCUGCAUUCUGCCUAAACUUCAAGGGAUCUUAUUUUUAAAUAAGCAGGCUCUUCUCAGGGCAAGUCCUACUGAGAAGUGGGAAUGGCAAAGGCAGUGGUCCUGUUUCUCCGUGUUUGUGUGCAGCUGCUUGCCCUGCCUAUAUACCUGCUAUCAUUCCUGGGCAUAUGGGACCCAUUCUGUAAGAAGAUAUUCUUUCCCUUCUUCAUGGAGAAGUUAACUGCAAGUUACAACCGGAGGGUGUCAGGGCACAAACAAGAGCUGUUCUGCAACCUGCAGGAGUUUGCAGGCCCCUCGGGGGAACUGACUUUGCUGGAGAUUGGGACUGGCACUGGCGCCAACUUCCAAUUCUACCCACCUGGCUGCAAAAUUACCUGCACUGACAUAACCCUCAACUUCCAGCACGGUCUCUCCAAGAGCAUGGCACAGAAUCAGCACCUCCAGUUUCAGCCCUUCCUAGUGAUCCCAGGGGAGGACUUGAACCAAGUGGCUGACAGCUCUGUGGAUGCAGUGGUUUGCACCUUGGUCCUGUGCUCAGUGCAAAGCAUAGAGGGUGUCUUGAAAGAAGUUUUGAGAGUACUCAGAGCCGGUGGGGCAUUUUAUUUCUUAGAACAUGUAGCUGCAGAUCCUACAAGCUGGAGCUAUUUUUGGCAGCAAGUCUACUAUCCAACUUGGAAACUUGUGUUUGAUGGAUGCUACCUCACAAGAGAGAUCUGGAAAAACCUUGAACAGGCCACGUUUUCAGAAAUAAAGUUACGGCACAUACAAGUCCCAUUAUACUGGACUCCAGUUCAGUCUCAUAUCAUCGGAUAUGCUAUAAAAUAAUUCUCACUGUGCUGCGACGUAUGCACUUUUUUAUGUUUGCUUCUGUACAAAUCAUCUACAGUAACUCCUCACUGAACGUUGUGUUGUUCGUUGCUGAUCAAUUAGAGAACAUGCUCAUUUAAAGUUGCACAAUGCUCCCUUAUAACGUUGUUUGGCAGCCACCUGCUUUGUUCACUGCUUGCAGAAAGAGCAGCCUGUUGGAGCUACCUGUUGGGGGCUUGAAACCAGGGUGGACCCGCACCCCCCCUUCAGCUCCCCUAAGUACCCUGUGCAGCAGCCGCCCAGCAGGCUAUCAAUUGCCAGGUAGUUCAGCUGUCUCUCCCCCCCACUGCCCUAUGCUGCUCCUGCCCCUCUGCCUUGGAGCCUCCUGCUUGCUGUGCAGGGGCGGGGGGAGAAGAAGAGGGAUACUAAUGUCAGGGUGUCCCCCUCUCCCCACUCCGGUACCCUAUCUCCACAGAGCAUGGGGGGGGGACACCACAGGACUCUGGAUGGAGGGAGCUUGCUGGCAGCAGCAGCUGCUGUCUCAACUUGCUGAUCUACUUAAAAAGACAGUGUAUUUAGAGUGGGGUCAGCAU